AUGCAAUUCUCUACCGUCGCUUCUGUUGCUGCUAUUGCCGCUGUUGCCUCUGCGCAAAACGUUACCACUGCUACUGCUACCUCUGACCAAACCACUUUGGUCACCAUCACUUCUUGUGAAAGCAACGCAUGUCACGAAACUGUUUCCCCAGCUUUGGUUUCCACUGCUACUGUCACCGUUAACAACGUUGUCACCCUUUACACCACCUGGUGUCCAUUGACCACUGCUGCUAACACCACAGUUGCUCCAGUUCACCCAACCACCUACACAAGCCAAGGUAACGGUACCACCACUGCUUCCGUUUCCUCUACCUACACUGGUGCUGCUAUGAAGGCUCUACCAGCUGCUGGUGCUUUGGUUGCCGGUGCCGCUGCUUUGUUACUAUAA
This is a messenger RNA of Zygotorulaspora mrakii, 387 nucleotides long. RefSeq names its product Ccw12p (gene CCW12). The transcript has a single exon. Bases 1 to 387 code for a protein of 128 amino acids. The record is from RefSeq and is a predicted model, not a curated record. NCBI's taxonomy places the organism in Eukaryota, Fungi, Ascomycota, Saccharomycetes, Saccharomycetales, Saccharomycetaceae.